GGUUAGUGAAGUGUUUCCAAAGAAUUUAACAAUUAGUGGGUCAUAACAGCUAGAAACUAUAUUUAAGAUGCGUAACGUCGAUUGUAUUGGAUAUUUGUUUAUACUUAUCCUUACACUAUUAAAUCAAACUUCAAGUGGGUACAAAAUAUUAGGAGUAUUUCCACAUGGAGGAAAAAGUCACUUUUUUGUUUUCGCUCCAAUAUUGAGAGAAUUGGCUCGGAGGGGUCAUGAAGUAACUGUUAUAAGUCAUUUUCCAGAAAAAAAUCCUUUACCAAAUUAUACAGAUAUAUCUAUAAUUGGUGCUGGAAGAAUUGGUUUUAAUAAUAUACCCGUAAGCGCGUUUUCAGACGGUAUAUUUAAGAAUAUCUUCAGGCAUAUACAGUUGGCUGCAGACGGACAAAGGAAUUGUGAAGCGCUAAAUUAUCCACAAAUUCAAAACCUUGUUAGAUCAAAUAAAACAUUUGAUCUUAUUCUUCAAGAAAAUUUUAAUUCUGAUUGUUUUAUGGCUUUGAACUAUAUAUUCCAAGCACCGAGUAUAGGACUUAGUUCUUGUACUGUUAUGACAUGGCUACAUGCUAGAUUUGGUAUUCCAGUGAAUCCUUCUUACAGACCAAUAACUAAUUUACCUCACGGUGAUAAAAUGACAUUUUAUCAACGGGUGAGUAACACUGUGUACUAUUUCAUACAUGGAUACCUAAUACCAGUUAUGUUUAUGACAAAACAAGAUGACAUUGCUGUAAGAAAGUACCUUGGAGCAAAUAUACCGUCAGUAGCAGAUAUCGCUAAGAAUACGAGCUUGUUUUUAAUAAAUACGCACUAUACCUUGAAUAAGGCUUGGGCGUAUCCACCAAACGUUAUUGAGAUAUCCGGUGUUCAUCUUGACAAACCGAAAGCAUUACCAGACGAUAUAGAAAACUUCAUUUCGGAAUCUCCACACGGGGUUAUUUACUUUAGUUUGGGAUCGAUGAUAUUGGGAAGUUCAUUAAGUGAUGAUGUUAAACAAGCAUUUAUGGAUGCCUUUAAAGAGCUACCGCAGCGAAUAUUGUGGAAGUAUGAGGGCGAAACAUUACCAGGGAAACCAGACAAUGUUAUGAUUCGAAAAUGGAUGCCACAGCUGGAUAUUUUAAGUCAUCCAAAUGUGGUAGGAUUUAUUUCUCACAGUGGAUUACUAGGUAUUAUUGAAGCAUUUUAUAAUGGAGUUCCAAUUGUAUCGAUACCGUUUUUUGGUGAUCAAUUUCACAAUGCAAAAACGUUAGAAUCUCAUGGAACUGCAGCAAUCCUCGAUGCUUGGAAUCUUAAAAAAGAUUCUAUUAGUAAAGCGUUGAAUUUUAUUUUGCAACCCAGAGUAUUGGAAAAAGCGAAACGUCAAGCACGUUUGUUUCGUGAUCGCCCCGAGUCACCUUUGGAUACUGCUAUAUGGUGGAUUGAAUAUGUAGCUCGAAACGGUGGAGCACAUGAAACGAGACCAGCUGUUGUUAAUAUGCCAUUUUAUCAAUCUGCUCUCCUGGAUGUUGGACUAUUCCUGUUAACUGUGAUAUUAAUUGUAGUUUACAUAAAUUUUAAAUUAUCAAAAUUAAUUUUAAGUAAGCUAUUUAGUCAGAACAAACAAAAAAAAGAUUGA
Chrysoperla carnea is the source of this 1621-nucleotide messenger RNA. Its product is annotated as UDP-glycosyltransferase UGT5-like. NCBI's taxonomy places the organism in Eukaryota, Metazoa, Arthropoda, Insecta, Neuroptera, Chrysopidae. Gene Ontology annotation, molecular function: UDP-glycosyltransferase activity. The coding region runs from base 68 to 1621 and encodes 517 amino acids. The record is from RefSeq and is a predicted model, not a curated record. The transcript is spliced from 5 exons.